AAAACUCGCCCAGACCAUCAGAAUAUACCCCAAGAUGUUUUUUGUUGUUGUAGAAACGAGAUAGAACGCAGGUGAAUUGAACGUAAAUUAUCGCGAAACGAACAAGGUGGAGUGUGUAUGGUUUCUUAAAAAUCUUAAGAAUCUUUAGAAAGAAUAUGGCGCAGAGUGUCAGGCGAUCCGGGCAUGCGCAAAAACAAAUUUUAGGAUGUCUGUAAUCUCGUGUCAGCUUUGAAAAGGGCAGAGAAUUCGCAAAGUGUUCCCAAAUAUUUCAAACUAUACAUUUUGUCAUGUCAAACGAUGAGGGUGUGCAGCGAGGAAACUGGAAGAAUUGGUGGGAAUUUCUGUUUUCUGUCGUAGGAUCAUUGGUAGGACUUGGUAAUAUCUGGAGGUUUCCAUACAUCUGUUACAAAAAUGGUGGAGGUGCUUUUCUCAUUCCAUAUUUCAUAAUUAUGUUUCUCUGUGGGAUGCCGCUGAUGCUCCUGGAGAUGAGUUUUGCACAGUAUUCCAAUUUAGGGCCUGGAAAAGUCUGGGUUUGUUGUCCUCUGUUCAAAGGUAUAGGACACGGAAUGAUCGUGUUAACUGGUAUUAUCAGCACCUACUACAACGUUAUCUUAGCCUGGGCCCUGUAUUACUUGGGGAUGUCAUUUUAUCCUCAACUUCCGUGGACCAGCUGUAACAAUGACUGGAACACGGUGCACUGUAUGUUAAGGGGGAUGAACACGAGUUCGCCAAAUUCAUCCCUAUUGGUGGAAAAUCAUUUGAAGAACGCAACCAAUGUCGCGAACCAUACAGACAUGCCACGAACACCCGCAGAGGAAUUUUGGGAGCGAAAUGUGUUGGACGUCUCUGAUGGCAUCGACAAUCCUGGAGGUAUCCGAUGGCAGCUUCUACUAUGUCUACUGGCCUCCUCGCUCGUUGUAUUUUUCUGCUUGUUCAAAGGAAUUAAGACUUCUGGAAAGGUUGUAUACGUGGCAGCCACAGUCCCCUAUCUCUUCCUGCUGACGCUGUUUAUACGAGGCUUGACGUUCAACAUUGACGGAGCUGUUAAAGGGUUGGGAGUUUUCCUGAUUCCGCGCUGGGAGGACUUACUGAAAUUUAGUGUGUGGUGUGAUGCGGCAGUGCAGAUGAUUUUCUCUGCAGGCAUAGGAAUUGGGGGAAUUUCUACGUUGGCAAGCUAUAGUUCCUUCAACAACAAUAUUUUCAGGGAUGCUAUGAUAUUACCAAUUCUGGACGUUUUGACAAGCGUUUUCGCCGGCUGCGUGGUGUUUGUGACGUUGGGUGUUAUGGCCCAUGAAGCUGGUGUACCUGUUGAUAAAGUUGUUGAUAGCGGUCCAGGAAUAUCAUUCAUCGCUUACCCUGAGGCAGUUUCUAAGCUCCCCUUUCCCCAGAUAUGGGCAGUUCUCUUCUUUUUCAUGCUCUUCAUUGUCGGACUUGAUAGCCAGAUGGUUCAUAUUCAGACUUUGACAGCUGCUCUUCUGGAUAAUUUCCCGAAAGCUUUAAACAAAUGGAAUACUGUAUUAACCGGAGUAUUGUGUUUGGUUAGCUUUCUACUAGGAAUCCCUUGUAUCACACAGGGAGGUGUGUACGUUCUAACGCUUAUAGACUGGUACUGUACCAGUGUGUCGGUCAUGCUGUUAGCACUCAUAGAAGUAACGUCAUUGGCCUGGUGUUAUGGUGUGGAUAGAAUUUACAAAGAUUUGGAAAUGAUGAUUGGAUACAGACCAAACCCAGUAUGGAAAAUCAUGUGGCUAUGCAUAUCGCCUCUGGUUGUAUUGCUCAUCUGGAUAGUGAGUCUGGUUCGUUACUCCCCCGUGACGUACGGUGAAUACAAAUACCCAACAUAUGCCGUGGGGAUAGGAUGGUUGAUCGCCAUAUCGUCAUUAGUAUCUAUACCUGUAGGAAUUAUAUCAACACUCUUAAACACAGGAGAUAACUCGGAACCUCUUCUUCAAAGAUUUCGGCAUUCUAUACGACCAACUCAGAAAUGGAAACCCUCGAGACAACCUUCACUUGAAAACUUGGAGAUGAGGAAAACACUUAUUUAAUCUAAAUUUACUUAAUUGUUUCUCUAAACAUGUGAUAGGUAUUACAUAAUAUCUUUUUCCUUGUAAAGGCCACACAAAUAUGUUUAUGAGAUAAAUUACAAUUGAAUCCUUAACAACCAGGAAGUGAUGUCUGUAAAUCAAAUAAAGGUUUUUGUAGUAA
Molecule: messenger RNA, 2205 nt
Organism: Ostrea edulis (European flat oyster)
Lineage: Eukaryota; Metazoa; Mollusca; Bivalvia; Ostreida; Ostreidae
Product: sodium- and chloride-dependent glycine transporter 1-like
Exons: 13
Coding region: 288-2045 (585 amino acids)
Biological process (GO): sodium ion transmembrane transport
Cellular component (GO): membrane
Source: RefSeq, a predicted model, not a curated record